Messenger RNA from Chenopodium quinoa (quinoa), 1852 nucleotides. RefSeq lists its product as uncharacterized. Bases 593 to 1294 code for a protein of 233 amino acids. Lineage: Eukaryota; Viridiplantae; Streptophyta; Magnoliopsida; Caryophyllales; Amaranthaceae. The transcript is spliced from 2 exons. The record is from RefSeq and is a predicted model, not a curated record.
UUUGCUCACCCCUUUCAAAACCGCAUAGAAAACUAAACCUAAAGAGGUAAGCACGAAAAGGGGAUUAAACGCCUAUUAAAGGUGAGCGCCGGUAACCAGAACACUUCGGAAACAUAACAAAGAGCAGCAAAGGAAAGGGAACGGAACAUUUAGAAACCGGCGACGACUCGGAGAAGAAGCCGGCGAGCAAACGGUGACGCAAGCAAAGCGGUGAUGGUUAUCCUCAUCACUUAGAAAGAGAAAGUCGGGUUUAUUGUCUUCGGCCAAAAAACAGGAGGAGCUAGCUAUGUAUUCUACAGGCAUAAUACCAUAUAAAAAACAGAGACUUGCAUCAACAACAACAAGUACUAGUAGUACAACAAUUGAGGAUCUGAAAGAUGAUGAAAUUGUUGAGAUUUUGAUUAGACUUCCAUUAGAAUGCGUCUUCCGUUGUAAGUGCAUCUCCAAGCGAUGACUGGCUUUAAUAUCACAUCCUUGCUUCAUCACUUCCUUCAUUGGACGACGCCAAAACUUGCCUUUACGUGAUCAUCUUAUAAUUUAUCAGGUUUAUCUUGAGGAUGAUUGUGUAUCAGAUCAUUAUGGUCAUCUACCAAUGCCCCUCGUAUUUUAUCCACCCAACAUUAGUGAUCAAUAUCCAAUUUCUGAUCCAACCGGUAAAUUCUUUGAUUUCACUUUCUGUUUCUUUCCGUUCAAUUUGGAAGAUCGUUUCACCAGCUUUGGAUUAGUGAGGAAUUCCCGUGGCUUAUUAUUAUGCAAGGGAGAAUUAAUCAUGUCGCGUACAUCAUCUCCACAGUCAUCCCACCGUCAAAGUGAAUACUACGUAUGUAAUCCACUUACAAAACAAUGGUUGAGAAUUCCUAAGUUGGAUCGUCGAAUGAGUUUUAAAGUUGACUAUGUUGGGUUCACUUGCUAUGCCUUGGACACUCGCCUUCCUCAUAAGGUUGAGUUUGUUGUGUUGGAGGUUGAGAAGAAAAGGUGGAAAAAAGAUGAGUUUUUCUACACUCGUGUUUUUUCCUCAUUGACUGGCUGUUGGAGCGUAUAUUGUGUAGCUUGCUCGCCAGGUCCAAGUUGGCCAUCGAGAGAAUCGACGGGGAUGUAUGGUACUGAUUAUGAUACUGAUUUAUAUGAUUAUGGUACAAUUGCUGUCUACAAAGGGAUGUUCCAUUGGAAUGGUGGUUCAUGCCUUAUAGCAUAUGAUCCACUAAAUGAACCCUACAAGUGUAGUUCAAUUCCCAUCCCUGAAGAAUUAGCACAUAAUGGUAGUCGUGUUGAGCUAAGUGAAGGGCGUAUCUGAAUGGCUACCUAUAGUUUGAAGAACUCGGGCAUUGCAAGAGGGACAUAUUCAGUUUAUGAACUUACAGACUAUGACAUUGGCAAGUGGGAUUUGAAGUUUCUUAUAAAAGGACCCAUUUUAAAUAUGCUUGUUUGCUUCUCCAGCCAAACCAACGGAGAGAUCAUUUUUAUGAAAUGGUUCUGCAGCAGUAGAAGAAGGAAGUUUGUGCUCUAUAAUAUGAAGAGUCAGUCAGUUGUUGGUGAUUUUGACAUACCUGAACACCCCACAUUGCCUCGUCUCUCUUUUUCAGCUGACUCUUUUCUGAUGACUGCAUGGCCUACUGUAAUUCCUCAACUUCCACAUAAUUUAUAACUAUUCAUCACAAAAGAGUCAGUAACCUUGCUCAUCAUAAAUUUGUGCUAUAUGCUAUGUAAUUAUUGAUCACAUGUAUUUUUUUUUAUUAGGAACUAAGCUCUUCAAUUUGGUAGUGCGUUUCUCUUGUAUGGUUAUGAGGAUUUUCAAUAAUUUUGCUAUUUGCUUUCUUAAAUAUAAAGGUUUCAUUAGAUUAUCCCUAGCUCA